This is a messenger RNA of Ctenocephalides felis (cat flea), 807 nucleotides long. RefSeq lists its product as uncharacterized. The coding region runs from base 94 to 807 and encodes 237 amino acids. The transcript is spliced from 7 exons. NCBI's taxonomy places the organism in Eukaryota, Metazoa, Arthropoda, Insecta, Siphonaptera, Pulicidae. The record is from RefSeq and is a predicted model, not a curated record.
AACAUAUACGAAGAUAACCGAGUGAAAUCUCUGCGUUCGGUUCGGUUCGGCUCGGACGUGCUUGUCCGGUAUGACGACUGCCCUUCCGGUACGAUGAGUCCGAACGAGGAUAACCAAUGCUUCGAAACAGAAAAACAAGAUUCUAUGGAUGCUUUUGGGAAACAAAAUCAGGAUUACUACAGGGUCGAUAAAAUAUCAUAUGAUUUCCAAAGAAAUUUUGGGAUUGAGGAUGAUCGAGAAGUCAACACGAGGAACAACAAUAAAUCUAUUUCUUCUCCUUCUAUUCCACCAAAGACAAGGCUGGCCAUGAAGCUGCAAUAUAUUUUUGGACUCAAUGAUAUUGAAAAUGAGGGCGAAGAUAGUUUAGAACACAGUUCAUCUUUAGUGAAGUUUACAACCAUAUCACCAUCAAAAAUGAAGAAGAAAAAUAAGAAAAAGAAUGCAAGAAAAGUAAUUUCAAUAAUUGCACCACCGAAAGAAAUUUCUCCAGCAAAUACAACAGACAAUUCAGUAUCUGAUACAUCUGUUAAUCAAGGAUGUUAUGGAAUUUAUCCUGGCAAGUCGAGGUGUUCCAGCUUUUUCUUGCAUCCUCAGGCAAUUACAUCGAGUGUUUCUCUGUUUUUGAAAAACGAGGCAUUUUUUCAAAAGUUGUGCAGUCAGUAUAGUGAAGGCAGUAGUUACUGUGGAAACGACUCACAGAUAUGGAAGUAUGCAAUGUCAUCAUCUGUAGGAUCUGUGAGAUCUUAUGUUGCUCUUCGACAGGCUGAAGGAAAGUUGGCAUUCGAUUGUAGACCAAGUAAGUUCUAG